This is a messenger RNA of Effrenium voratum, 4056 nucleotides long. Lineage: Eukaryota; Dinophyceae; Suessiales; Symbiodiniaceae. The record is from the annotation of a GenBank genome assembly.
AUGCGGCGCCCCUGGCUGCUUCUGGCUUUGCUCUGGGUGGGCAGUCGAACCUUCAGCGCGCCCCGACACCUGGGCCCGCUUCCUGAGCGCGUGACGGACAAGACACUGAAUGACUUUGCCGAGAAGGGCGACGUCGAGGCAGCGCUGUCAGCCCUGCAGAAGCUGCUGACUGGUGAAGAGAGCUUGCAGCACAAGCGAUACCUCUACAAUACCGCAAUCAAAGCAUGCGCCAAUGCCGGCGACAUCCCGCAGGCAGAGAGCCUCCUCAACAAAAUGCUGGAGGCGCGGGUCCAGCCUAAUCUGAAGGGCCUCGGCAAGAUGAUGGAAGCCACGGCAAAAGUGGGCAACAUCAGCGGUGCGGAGUACUGGUUCAGGCGUCGUCGCCACUUCGGCAUCGAGGAGGUCUCCACCCAAGACUACAACCAGCUGAUCAGCGCUGCUGCAAAGGCGCAGGACAUGACGGCAGUGGAAAAGUGGUUUCAGGAGUUGUUGGACCAGGGCGAAGCCUCGCCGGUGACGUUGCUGGCCAUUUUGGAGGCCACGGCGCGCCAGGGCGACCUCCGAUUGGCCCAGCAGUGGUGCGACCGCUGGCAGAGCCUAGGCCUGGAGCUGAGCUUCGGCCACCGCUUGGCGCUGCUGAACAACUUCGCCAAAGCUGGGGACCUCGAGGGUGCCGAGCGCCUCAUGGCGGAGCUCCCCGAAAAGGCGGAGGUUGCCUACCACACGGUGAUGGACGCCGCCUCCCGGUGCGGAAACCUCACAGCUGCGGAGUUCUGGUUCCGAGAGGCGGAGGCUGCAGGCUUCAACCCUAGUGCCCUGGCAUGCCCUGGGCAAACGGGUGUCUUUUUUGUAGCUCGCCCUCUCGCCCCGCGCGGUUCCCCUUGUGCCAUGGAGUUGGCGUUCGUUGCCCCCGCCACCGGCGCCGCCGGCGCCAGCACCCCUGCGCUCCGCGCUGCGGCGGCCUCGGCGUCUGCCCCCAGCGACUUCGGCCGCGCUGCAGGGCUGGGCCUCGGGGUCAUGGCCCUAGCGGCGGCGGGGGCGAGCCGAAAAACGGCUCGGAAGGCCCAGGAGAUGGCCAAGCUGCCCAAGCACAUGCAGCCUGUGGAUGACACUGCGAAGUACCCAGUCUACGCCCCGGGCCCCUCGGGCGUGCCAAAGCUUCCGCAAUUGGUGGGUGACUGGCCCGUGCCGCUGCCAGGCAGCUACAAGGCCUGUCUCACCAUGGUGGGCCCCGACGUGGAGACGGCCUGCGAGGUGGGAAAGCCCUGGGACCCGCUGGGCUUGAGCAAGCUCUAUGACAGGAACUUCGACUUCAACGGCAACAUGACAUAUCCCCACGUCCAGUGGCUCCGGGAGUCCGAGCUGAAGCAUGGCCGCUGCGCAAUGCUGGCCAUUGUGGGCAUCUUCGCUCAGCAGUCCUUCCACAUCGAUGGCUACCCAGAGGCCCCCUGGUACGAGGCGCUGAAGACUUGCUAUGACAACCCCGCGGGCAUUGUUGGCUUUGGCAUUGCCCAGAUCUCCGCUUUCGCCAUGGUCAUCGAGGGGGCUUACUUCCCCAAGGACUCCUGGGUGGGGCAGAUGGACCGCGAGCCAGGUGACCUGGGCUUCGACCCCCUGAAGCUGGCCAAGGACGCGGAGUCGAUGAAGAGCAUGCAGCUCAAGGAGCUGAAGAAUGGGCGCCUGGCCAUGAUGGCCUUCAUGUCCUGCGUGGUGGGCCACUACUUGCCCGGCUCCGUGCCCGGAGUCUCUGCGCUGCCGCGGCCAACUGCGGAGACGAAGGGCCCGGCCUUCUGCGGGGCAACGGCAAGCAGCGCCAAUCAGGACUCCAAGACCGCGGUGAAGUACACCACCCAGACGAUUCUGCCAUCCCUGGCCUGGAUCAAGACAGGCGUGAAGGCCUCCGAGCUUCAGCCCACGGAGCUGCGCGCCUUGACCCUGGCGGGCAACGACGUGCUCAUCGGCAAGACCGAGGCCGGGGCUCUGUUCUGCGUGGGUAACCUGUGCCCCCACAUUGGCACGCCCAUGAGCGAGGGCGCGGAUGUCAUCGGGGAUGUGAUCGUGUGCCCUCUCCACGGCUCUUCCUUCCAAGUCUCCAACGGCGAGCUGAUCGACUGGUGCGUGUCCCCGCCCGUGAUCGGGCCCUUGACCGGCCUGAUUGUGGAGAAGAAGAACCUUUUGGUCUUUGAGUGCCGACAGGGAGGCUUCCUUGGCUCGGGCGAGGUUGAGGUGCUGGUGGAUACCAACGCCAAGAAGGCCUACGAGGCAAACUACUGGAAAGGCUUGUUGGACGCACAGGGCAAGGAUGACGGCACUUACUAUUGGAACGAGGUCACCUUCUCCACGAUGAUCUUUGCCGCCGCCCGCGCCAAGAACCUCUCUGCUGCGGAGAGGUGGUUCCAGGAGGCGCAGGCCAGCGGCCUGUCGCCCAGCAGUGCCAUGUACACAGCGCUGGUCACAGCUGCUGCUGAGUCUCUUGACCUGCCGGCCGCCCAGCGCUGGCUGGCGCGAGCCCAGGAGGAGGACUUGGCGGGCCCUGAGCUGCUGAACAGCGCCAUGCGGGCGGCAGCGCUCUGCGGCGACCUGGGCCAAGCAGAGCGAUGCGCGGAGCAGAUGGAGCAAGCAGGGCUCGCCCUCGACGGCUACUCCUACCGCAGCCUGAUCACUGCAGCUGCGCGCAGCCAAAGUACCGAUGCGGCCCGCAGAUGGUUCCGGCAGGCAGCUGCCUGUGGUGAGGUGAACCUGAACACCUACAACGCCUUGCUCGCAGCCCUGGGCCGGCAACGGGACCUGCAAGAGGCGGAGCAAGUUUUGCAGGAGAUGCAGCAGCAGAACCUGCAGCCGGACGAGGUCUCCUACCUGGGCCUUGUUUCGGCUGCAAGCGACCUCCCCACUGCCCAGCGCAUGCUGAAGCGUGCGCGAGACGCAGGCUUCGGCAAGUCUGCAUCGCUAUAUACGGCAGUGAUCACAUGUGCUGCACAAUGCGACCUGCAAGCAGCAGAGAAAUGCUUGGAGGAGGCGAGGCUCCACGUGGCCCCCGACCUGGCCGCGUACAACGCCCUGGUGGCCGCCUGCGCACGGAGCGGCCAGUGGCAGCGGGCGGAGCACUGGGCAACGCAGCUGCGAGCAGCGGGGAAGGUGCCAGACCUCGUCACAUACACCAGCCUGGUCAGCGCCGUUGCGAAGAGCGGGCAGGUUGAGGCGGCCAAGAAGUAUCUUGAGCAGGCGUUGGAGCAAGGGCUCCAGCCAGAUAUUGCCUUGAUGAAUAGCGUCAUCUCGGCGGCUGCCAAAGCUGGCAAUGUCCAGGCAGCCCAAGAGGUCUUCGAUCAGAUAGAGCGUGCAGGACUGAGCCCAAACAUCGUCACCUUCACCUCUCUGAUCCAAGCCGCCGUGGAGGCGGAGGACAUGGACCGCGCGGAACGUUGGCUUCAGGAGUGCCGGGCGCGUGGUGCGCUGACGGCGGCCGCCAUGGCGCCCUUCUUCGCGCGCGCGGCCAAGCGCCGCGACCCGGUGGGCGCGCAGCAGGUCUUCGAGCGCAUGGCUGCGGAAGGAAUUCGCCCCGACAUCAUCACCUACAGCAGCCUUAUGUCCACUGCUGCCAAAGCGAUGCAGCCGGUUCUGGCGGAGCAAUGGUUGCAAAAGGCAACCGAAACAAGCCUGCGGCCCAAUACAGUCUGCUACGCUGUGGUCAUGGGCGCCUUUGGCCGGAGCGGGGACUUUGCUGGCUGUUUGCGGUAUUUGAAGGAGAUGGCAGCUCAGGGUCUCGUGUCGGCGCGGGAGCUGAACGUGGCGCUGCGCUGCGCCAAGGGCAAGGAAGCGGAGGAGGUCUUGCAAUGCAUCAUCAACUGGCGCUUGCAGCCCGACACGUCGAGUCGCUGGUACCUGGAGCGGUGCCUGGGGGUGCAGGCGCUGCAGACCGCCUGCGACCAGCAUGGCCUAGACUUCGUUCAGGCAAAGACCGUGGCCAAGGAACGGCGGAGGUCAGCAAGGCCACAGGCCCCACCUGGAAAGGUCCGGAAGGGACAGGCGCGCGUGUACCUGGCAAAGGAUCGACCCUGA